Messenger RNA from Microplitis mediator, 1368 nucleotides. It is a transcript of the gene purple, whose product is annotated as 6-pyruvoyl tetrahydrobiopterin synthase. The coding region runs from base 762 to 1187 and encodes 141 amino acids. Gene Ontology annotation, cellular component: mitochondrion. Gene Ontology annotation, biological process: tetrahydrobiopterin biosynthetic process. NCBI's taxonomy places the organism in Eukaryota, Metazoa, Arthropoda, Insecta, Hymenoptera, Braconidae. The record is from RefSeq and is a predicted model, not a curated record. Gene Ontology annotation, molecular function: 6-pyruvoyltetrahydropterin synthase activity. The transcript has 3 exons.
AUACGUACGCAGGGUUUUUAUGUGUAAUAGAUUUAUUGGUAAAGGCUCAGUCAAAAUUUCGCCCAAAAUACUUUUGAAUUGGACUAUCAUCGAACAAUUACUUUAGUUGUUUCAAAUUUCAAUUGGCGGCGCUAGUAAUUAGUAAAAUAAUUUGAAAAUCUGUAAUUUUACAUUUCUUUACCUUUUCUGCUUAAAAAAAACGAUACUUUCAUACUGUGUAUAAGGCCUAUACUUUCCUAUAGCAGUUUCUCAUAGAACUCAUUCAUUCUCAUAAAAUUUCUAUGAAAAUCCAUCAUUUUAUGGGAUUUUUCUAACCCGGGUUAUGGAGACCAUAACAUAAGUAAUUAACUUUAGGUAUUUUAUGUUAAAUUAUUCAUAAAUGAACGAAAAUUUUUUAUUUUUUCUAUCGAAAUUUCUUAAAAUUAUUGAUAUUUUUAUUAUCUACCCGUUAUUUUUUUUUAAUGCGCGAAAGUUAUCAUUAUUAACUGACACUUGUAAUUUUUAUCAGAAAAAAAUUGUGGUCUUACAACUGGUACUUGACUUGCGCACUCGAAUCAUAUAUUUGUAUUUCUAUAAUAUCUAUAAUAUGAUCUUGGGUAUCAGAAGUGAUUCAAGAUUUUUUAUUGUAAUAUAGAAAAGUAUCAAUUGUAUCAGCAUAAAUUAUCGCACUUAUAAUUCAUAAAUUAUUUGUUGAGUAUAAAUAUAAAUAUAAAUAUAAUAACUUUUUUACAUACUAUAAUAUAUUUCAAAAUAAAUAAAUUAUGAGUCCGAUUGGAUAUCUUACGAGACGAGAAAGUAUUUCGUCUUGUCACCGACUCCACAGCCCUCAUUUGAGUGACGAAGAAAACAAAAAUAUUUAUGGGAAAUGUAAUAAUUAUUGGGGUCAUGGUCAUAAUUAUACUGUUGAAGUAACUGUACGUGGCCCAAUAAAUUAUAAAACUGGGAUGGUUAUGAAUAUAUCAGAACUAAAGGAAUAUAUGCAUAAAGUAUUAAUGGAACAGUUGGACCACAAGAAUUUAGAUAAAGAUGUUCCGUAUUUUAAAAAUGUCGUGUCCACAACUGAAAAUUUAUCUGUUUAUAUUUUUAAUGAAUUGAAAAAAUUAAUGCCCGAUCCGUCAUUACUUUACGAAGUUAAAAUAUAUGAAACUGAUAAAAAUAUUGUUAUUUAUCGUGGAGAAGACUCGUAGAAAAAAUUUUGAGGAUUUUUUUAACUGAACUUUUAAAAAAAUAUAAUUUUGUAAAGCAAUAGCAUUAAUUACUUAAUUAAAUUUAUCAGUCAAGGUUUCAUUUAUUUUUAUACAGAUAUUUUUGUAUCUAAUAAUAUGUAUGUGUAAAAAACAUAAAUAUGAGUUGUUACAUUAAUUUUUC